Messenger RNA from Alternaria alternata, 2012 nucleotides. Its product is annotated as thiolase-like protein. Gene Ontology annotation, molecular function: acyltransferase activity, transferring groups other than amino-acyl groups. The transcript has 2 exons. NCBI's taxonomy places the organism in Eukaryota, Fungi, Ascomycota, Dothideomycetes, Pleosporales, Pleosporaceae. Bases 404 to 1783 code for a protein of 459 amino acids. The record is from RefSeq and is a predicted model, not a curated record.
ACACGGAGUUUUGUUUGAUGGGAUGAAGACGUUUGGCUUGUUGACGUGCAGUGGAUAUUGCCUCCUAGUUUACCUGACGCUAGCUUGAUCGGGAACGACUGAGGCACGGCGCGGUAACCGGGACCGUGAACAUGUCAAACAUGCGCCGGCGCAUCGAUGUGUUCAACACCUCGUUGAACACGCUUUCAACCAAAAUUGGUCUGUGCUUUUUGGAUGAGGAACGAGUCGAACGUGCUGAUGAUGCGGAGGUGUUCAGGUGGGGUAAUGUACCUCGGCACAGGAUGUCGCCUCCCGCCAGGUACCGUACGCCCGUAUACUAAUCUUCAUGCCAACGAUCUUAUGCUAGAAUAAUUGCUGUAAUUCACCACCUUUGUACAGACUACCUGCACAGCACCGCAUCGUCAUGGCACCAAAAAAUGAAAUUCCAGCUUAUGUCCUUGGUGUUGGGCUCACCAAGUUCAUCAAACCCCGACAAACGCGCGCAUAUCCAGAGAUGGGCUAUGAGGCGGGAGUAAAGGCAAUGUUGGAUGCACAAAUUAACUACGACGAUGUUGAGACAGGAGUUGCCUGUUACUGUUACGGAGACACUACGAGCGGUCAAAGAAUCUUCUACCAGUUCGGCAUGUCGAGUAUCCCAAUUUACAACACAAACAAUGCAUGUGCAACUGGUUCGACCGGUCUUCAUCUAGCGCGAACACUGGUCAAGAACGGGGCGAUUGACUGCGCGCUCGUUAUUGGAUUCGAACAAAUGCAGCCUGGCUCUAUCAAAUCAACAUGGAGCGAUCGCCCUUCCCCCAUGGGUCUCUCGAUGCGUAUGAUGGCCGACACCCGCGGCAUAAGCAAUUCUCCACCCAAUGCUCAAUACUUUGCCAAUGCUGGUCUUGAAUAUAUGGAGAAGCAUGGAGCUGAGGCACGCGACUUUGCUGAGAUUGCCAGGAUUAGCCAUGAACACAGCUCGAGGAAUCCGUAUGCGCAGUUCAGGGAUGUCUACACACUUGAACAGAUUGAGAAGGCGCCCAUGAUUCACUUCCCGUUGACUAAACUUCAAUGCAGUCCGACAAGCGAUGGUGCUGGCGCAGCCGUUAUCGUGAGCCAAAAGUUCUUGGAUGCCAGACCGCAUCUCAAGAGUCAAGCUAUCCUGAUCGCAGGACAGUCUCUGAUGACGGACUCUCCUCAGCUUUACUCUAAGUCAUCGAUGGAUCUCGUUGGUUACGAUAUGACUAAGCGCGCAGCACAAGCGGCUUUGAAGGAGGCCGGUGUGAGUGCGAAAGACAUCAAGGUCGCGGAACUACACGACUGCUUCUCGGCGAAUGAGCUCAUCUUGUUAGAGGGUCUGGGUUUCAGCGAACCUGGAAAAGCACACAUGAUGGUACGCAACGGCGAUAUCACAUACGGUGGCAAAGGACCCAUCGUGAACCCAUCUGGCGGUCUCAUCAGCAAGGGACACCCUCUCGGCGCGACUGGGCUGGCACAAUGUGCAGAACUGACCUGGCAGCUUCGAGGUUGGGCCAACAACAGACUAGCUGAUGGAGCAGACGUGGCGCUGCAGCACAACCUGGGCCUGGGCGGAGCUGUCGUGAUCAAUGUAUACAAACGCGCUGACGGCAAAAAGAAUGCGAGGAUGAGUGAUGAGGAAGUCAAACAAGCGAGUCAAUUCUCCUACAACCCUGCCGUGGAGGCACGCUACGUCACCAAGGAGGAAGGCGAAAAGGUGAGAAGCAAGACUGUGGCAAAUGAGUAUGCGCUAGGCGAUACCUUAGAGAAGAUUCAAAGUCGACUGUAAGCUAGUUGUAUAAUCGAAUCAGGGGUUUGAAUAACAACUCUUCAACUUGUCUUGUGUUUCUUGCAUGAAAGCCUCAUCUUUGCUGAAUACCAUGAACCUUUUCUCAUAUAACUGGCUUCGGCUGCUAUAAACCAUUCUUGCUGUGACACCACGUUUGAAGACUAAUAUUAGGCUUACGCCUAAGUUUAGCACUAAUGGCACAUGGCUAGUCCGUCGCAUUACUGGACUU